Molecule: messenger RNA, 642 nt
Organism: Prorocentrum cordatum
Lineage: Eukaryota; Dinophyceae; Prorocentrales; Prorocentraceae
Source: the annotation of a GenBank genome assembly
GCGCCGUUCCGCGACGCUGUUGAGGGUGGCAAAGCGCUGGUGCAGGACGACAAGCAGGUGGGCAAGCUUUGGGCCGUGGACCCCCAGGGCCUUCGCCUCCACCUGCUGAAGCAGGUGCUGGAAGACCCGCAGUGGCAGUUCCAGCAUGGACUUCAGCCUUCAGACGUGGACGACUGGAUGAGAGCUAAGGUCGCCCUCAGGCCGCCGAGGUUGUUCUGCUAUGUCAAGUCGAAGUGCUGGACGGAUGUGGGCGAGCAUACGCGCACACGCCCGCUGCACUCUUGCUGGCGCCGCGUGGUCGACAUGGCAGAGGUUGCGCGCGCCCGAGGCUGGAAGGUCAUGGGCCGCGCUGUCAGGGGCGCCAUGCUCGAGGUCGGUGGCUCCCACGAGGUCCACGACGUGCAUCGGGUCGCCGAUGCGCUGCGGGACAUGGAGGCAGCUCUCGCUGAGCCGCACCCAUCGCAGCUUUUGCCCGAGGCAGGAGUGGUGUCCUGCCUCUCCUGCCGCCAGCGGAUGGCCGCGACAGCGCAUGCAGCGUGCGUAGAUAUUGACCAGGCCUGUGAGUCUUGCUCCGCCACGGGCGUCGGCGAAAAGUGGACGACGCUUGAGCGAGAGUACCUCUCGAAGCUCCUCACUGACAGG